Molecule: messenger RNA, 2067 nt
Organism: Pediculus humanus corporis (human body louse)
Lineage: Eukaryota; Metazoa; Arthropoda; Insecta; Psocodea; Pediculidae
Product: Actin-regulating kinase, putative
Exons: 12
Coding region: 1-2067 (688 amino acids)
Biological process (GO): protein phosphorylation
Molecular function (GO): ATP binding; protein kinase activity
Source: RefSeq, a predicted model, not a curated record
AUGAAGAAAUUAUUUUCAAAAAUUGAAUCGACUGGAAAAGAAGGAGGACACAAAGAUAAUCAUUUUAUAGGAAAAGUAUUCAAUGUAGGCCGGACUACGGUUACUGUCGAAGAUGUCUUAGCUGAAGGUGGUUUUGCCAUGGUUUUUUUAGCCAAAGGCUCUGGAGGAGUUCGAUAUGCCUUAAAAAGAAUGUAUGUUAAUAAUGAACACGAUUUGAACAUAGCCAAAAGGGAAAUACAAAUCGCUAGUAAUUUAAGUAAUCACAGAAAUAUAAUAGGUUAUGUUGGAAGUAGCAUAACUCAUACGGGUGGAGGAGUUUAUGAAGUUUUGCUUUUGAUGCCUUAUUGCAAGACUCAUGUUUUACAAUUGAUGAAUCAAAAAAUGCAAACAGGUUUUACUGAAAAAGAAAUAUUAGAUAUAUUUACAGAUGUUUGUCAGGCUGUUAGUAGGUUACACCAUUGUCAGACUCCAGUCAUACACAGAGAUUUAAAGGUGGAAAACAUUCUCCAAUCUGAUCAGGGACAAUUUGUGCUUUGCGAUUUUGGUUCUGCAACUGGUAAAAUUUUACAUCCUGCCGUUCAGGGAGUUGCUCAAGUCGAAGAAGAAAUUAAUAAAUACACAACGCUGAGUUAUAGAGCUCCUGAAAUGGUUCACUUAUACGGUGAUCAACAAAUCACUACGAAAGCUGAUAUUUGGGCUUUAGGUUGCCUUUUAUAUAAAUUAUGCUUUUUCAGUUUGCCUUUCGGUGAAAGCACUUUAGCUAUACAAAGUGGAACAUUUACCAUUCCAGAUAAUUCGAAAUAUUCAAAACAAAUGCAUCAGUUAAUAAGAUAUAUGUUGGAACCGGAUCAAGAAAAAAGACCAGACAUAUUUCAAGUAUCGUAUUUGGCAUUUUUAAUUGCUGGAAAAGAGUGUCCAGUACAAAAUUUACACAAAUCCCCCGUUCCCUCGUUAGAAAAUUUAGAAGUUCCAGCUUUCGAAAGCGAUGCGAAAAAAGUGCCCUCAUUAAUAAAGCCUUCGAAAGGAUCUAAUAAAGAAUUGCAACCCCCUCAAAUGGAGGGUACGAGCGUGACUCCGAGGCAAAGGCCCAAAGGGGGUCAUAAUCUUCCUCCGGCAUUGUCUGGACCCAGAAGGCAAAACAUAAACCCGAGUCCAAUAAAUGCAGACAAUAAUAAUACGAAUACAUUCCAGCAGUCGUCCGGACAAUUCCAGUCACAGAACAUGGCAUUCCAACCACAACCGGCUGCUAGUUCGGCUAAGCCUUCUGCUUUUCUUCCUAGUAACCAAUUUCCUUGUUUUUUUUCCAGCGAUUCCACUUCCUCACCCUAUUUUGAAACACAAUUCGAUGGUGAUUCGGUUGCAACAAUAGCGAGUCCACAAGUGAUUAGUCCGGAAAAUAACGAACUCGCCGAUAAUCUUUUCCAAAACACGGAGAAUCAACACGAUUCCCUGACAUCCGGUUCGGCAAGUCACACUCUUUCACAAACCAUAACCAAAGUUAAUUCUGACGCCACGUCACCCACACCUCACGGUCACCGUAGAAACGUGAGCGACACUUCUGCUUUUAACAAAGUUUUCGCAAAUGAAACUAGUCAAUUUUUGGCACCCUACGAAGCGAGCGUUAAAUCAAGGAGCAGUUCCGGAAGUCCACCCGGUGGAGUCGCAGAAGGAACCGAAAAUUUUCAUUUGACUCCAAACGACCAACAACAACAACAAUCGCAAACGCAAUCAUCUCAACAACCGAAAAUUUCCCUCGGAGUUUCCGCAUCGCACGGAGAAUUGACGAAUGCGACGUUUGUGGAGGGGAGAUCACUGUCGGCGGAUGUCGCCGAUUGGAAUCCGUUUGACCAAGCGACAUUCCAAAAAGAUCCGGAUUCUUUCGGCGAAGAAUUCGACAUGAUAAGAUCGAACAACAACAACAACAACAACAACGUCGUGAUGACGUCAAAAGAAAAUUUGGUCAUGACUGAAGAUGUUUUUAGCAGCGCUCCAUUUAGUUUACCGGCAUCAAGACAAAAUAGUAAAGAAAGGCAAAUUCAAAAGAAGGGAAAUUCUGCAGGUAAAUAA